Mugil cephalus (flathead mullet) is the source of this 1914-nucleotide messenger RNA. RefSeq lists its product as uncharacterized. The transcript is spliced from 2 exons. The record is from RefSeq and is a predicted model, not a curated record. The coding region runs from base 239 to 1447 and encodes 402 amino acids. NCBI's taxonomy places the organism in Eukaryota, Metazoa, Chordata, Actinopteri, Mugiliformes, Mugilidae.
UACCACUUACUCAGCUUUCAAGGGCCAUUUUUAUCGUGUGCACAAUGCACCUGCACCACAAGCUGCUGUAGCUGUUGCAGAUUUAAAAUGUGCAGUUUCGUUAUGUGCGUGUCAUUUUUACACAGUGAGAGAGCUAGUAUCUCACUUAAAUGAUCAUAUUGGAGAGGGCAGGUCUGUGUUGUGUCCAGUAAGCGGUUGUAAGCACGUGUUUACAAAAAAGUCAUCAUUUACUUCUCACAUGUGUAGAAAGCAUAAAGCUUGCUCCCCUGAAAGUAUUGAUAACGUGCACAGAGAAACUUGCCCUCAGCCCCCUGAUGUCAUUGCCACCACAGAUGAUUUAGAAGACACGCAUGAAGCCAUGCCAACAACUAGUGCAGCCAGUGAUAUGCCAGAGAAUGAUAGUCAGUCUUAUCUUAGAAACAUGUGUCUCUUUUACCUGAAACUGCAAGGUCAGCUGCUUAUUCCUGCCUCUACUAUACAAACUAUUGUUGAGGAAAUGCAAAAUGUGCACGAGUUAGGUCAAGCCUACACAAUAACGAAAGUAAGUUCUUUAUUAAAAAAUGAUAUGAGCCUAUCAGAUGAAGCAGUUGCUAAAAUCUGUGACUGCAUUAAAGAGUCAGACUUGUUCUCUGCCUGUCAUCAGGGACAAUUAAGAUCAACAUACUCCAGAAAUCAGACAUUCACAAAAAUGUUUAAAUACACGGAACCCCAAAAAGUGGCAUUGGGAAUGGAUGAAAACAGGACACAAAAGUGGGCCUACUAUAUACCAGUGACAGAAACUCUAAAGAACUUUUUACAGUCACAUUUAGGGAGGAAUGUACAGUCACAACAGUUUGGAGAUCCUGAUGGAGAGGUUUUUAGGGAUUUAUAUGAUGGACAAAAUUUCAAAUUUCACCAGUUCUUUAAUGAAAACCCUAAGAGCCUCAAACUGAUUUUGUACCAAGAUUCAUUUGAAAUUGUGAAUCCCCUUGGUUCUGCUAAAAAGACACACAAAGUUCUUGCAGUCUAUCUUUCAUUAGCAAAUUUACCCAUUCAUUUGCGUUCAAAUACUGAUAAUAUGUUUUUAGUCUUGUUGUGUGUUGAGAGUGAUCUUAAGCGUUUUGGAAUAGCCAAGGUUUUUUCAGAGUUGUUGGCAGAUUUGAAAUCCUUGGAGACAGAUGGAAUAAAUGUAGAUGGAGAAACCGUAAAAGGUGGUCUUUACUGCCUUGCUGGGGAUAACUUGGGUUCUCACUGCUUAGGUGGGUUUACCGAGAAUUUCAGCUGCUCUCAAUAUUUUUGCAGGUACUGUGAAAUCAGAAGAACUGAGUUUGAGGCUGAUCCAAAUGCCUGUGGUCCUCCACGCACCCCAGAGAGAUAUGACGUGGCUGUUGCUGAUCUCCAGGCUGAAAACCUCCAAGACAUCAGAGGAAUAAAGGUGACAUUUCUUCUUCAAGGCAAAUAUGAGUGACUUGGGGCAAACCUUCCUAGAUGUUGCCAUCAUGGAAGUCCUACCAGAACUUGAAGAAGUAAACAAAAAUAUCCUGGAAGAGCACUUGCAGUCCAUUGGAGUCGAGACGUAUGAUGAUCUACGCUUCGUAACAGAGGCUGAUUUGAUGACAGCAUUAAGACCUAUACAAGCCAGAAAGCUUCUUUCCGUUUGGAAACAGAAAUGUAAGUACAAACAACACACAACUAUUUAAAAUCAAAAGCAGACAUGGACAUUGUGUAAUAUUGUGCUUUGAAUCAUUAUCUUCUUUUUUUUUUUUUUUUGCCAUUUAAAGACCAAACUCCAGAGAACAGCUCACUAUCAUCUGUGGAAGCCUCACCUAUCCAGUCGCUGUCAUCGCAGUCUGUUUCACCCCAAAGUUCAUCAUCAACCUCCUCCAUGAGCCCAACACUUGACACACAGUGGGAAGAAAACUUUGAAAUUCCAUG